Molecule: messenger RNA, 2007 nt
Organism: Lycium ferocissimum
Lineage: Eukaryota; Viridiplantae; Streptophyta; Magnoliopsida; Solanales; Solanaceae
Product: DELLA protein RGL1-like
Exons: 4
Coding region: 1-2007 (668 amino acids)
Biological process (GO): regulation of DNA-templated transcription
Cellular component (GO): nucleus
Molecular function (GO): sequence-specific DNA binding; DNA-binding transcription factor activity
Source: RefSeq, a predicted model, not a curated record
AUGGCGGUUUGUGAAACUAAGGCAAGUAAUACUACGAUUUUCGUUGAUCAUUUCAAUGCAGUACUAUCGUACUUUAGUGCUCUUUUUGAUUGUCAUGGGACGUGUAUGAAGCCAGAAGAUCAAAAUAGAGGGAUCGCUGAGGGUGUUUACUUUCGCGAAAUAAUACAAAAUGUGAUCGUUAGUGAAGGAGAAGAGAGGUUUCAUCGACAUUCAAAGAUUGGUUUUUGGAGAAACUAUUUUGCUAGAUAUGGAAUUAUGGAAACAGAAGUUAGCGACUCAUCGCUGUACCAAGCUAGGUUGUUGAUUCAGAGGUUAGCGUGUAACAUGGAUAAGAAAACAGAAAAUAUCGAUGACGUUGGUAUCAAGGCUAUUGUUUUUUCAAGUGAUUACGUACUUGAAUACGUUUAUUUUGGUUUCUUUAAGCAUAUGUCGGGAAGACAGCCAGGGUUGCCUUUCAAUACUUUUAUGAUCUUGAGUAAAAUGUUCCAUUUUGAUCAACCUGACUUUGAUUUUGUUAGUCUUGAUGACUGGGAUUUUGAUGUUAUCCCUCUACAACAUCAAUCCAAUGUGGAAGAAACAUCGAAAUCACAUGAGAUUACUGAACCAAAGAAGAAAAUUGGAUCUCAAUUGCCUUCAGCACUCAAGAUCCUGACUGAUUAUGACACAACAAAGACAGAAAAGAAAAACAUCAUUAAUAUGCAAACAAAUAAUGAAUGCAAGUUAUCUACCGAUGAAAUCCUUCGUUUGGGUGCUGAGAAGUUCAUUCAAUCGUUUACUACAGCAGGUGAUCAAGAAGCAUAUCCGUUUAGCCAUCCGUUUGCUAGCUCAUUUCUUGGCCUUUUGGUGGAAGACACCAGAAGUGUGGCACUCGUCGAAAAUCUUCUUGCUUCUGCUGAGAAAGUAGAGCAGAAGCAGUUUGAUCGCGCGAGAGGGCUUCUUAAUGAGUGUGACAAGUCUUGUUCCAACACUGGAAAUCCAAUUCAGAGAUUGGUAUACUAUUUUUCUCAAGCACUUCAUGAGAGAAUUAACUGUGAAACCGGAAGAGAUUCAUCGAAAGGAAUUGGAAUGAAGCGAUUAGAACAUAUCGAGCAUUCACUGAUGAGCUUAGACCCCUUUAUGAUUGCAGCACAUCAAAGAGUACCUCUGUCUCAGGUGACUCAAUUUGCUGCUGUUCAAGCCAUCGUAGAUCAUGUAGCAAAAUCGGACAAGGUUCAUAUAAUCGAUCUCGAGAUUGGAAGUGGGAUGCAAUGGACAAUCUUGAUGCAAGCUCUUGCAACACAUCAAUGGGAAUCUGAAUCAUCACUUAAGCAUAUCAAGAUAACUGCUUUAUGCACCAAAUUAAGGCAUAAAAUCGAUGAAACAUGUGAGCGAUUAACGAGCUUUGCGGAAUCCUUGAACUUGUCCUUCUCCUUCAAUAUUGUGAUGGUCGAAGAUAUCAUGGAACUAAAGCAAGAAGAUUUUGAGCUAGAUGAUGAAGAAUCAAUUGCUAUCUUCGCGCGAUACAUCCUCAUGAGAAUGUUAGCCCGACAAGACAAGCUAGAUUCUUUGAUGAGAGUGAUUAAAGGUAUUAAUCCUCGAGUAAUGAUCGUUAUAGAGGUUGAAGCAAACCAUAAUUCACCAGUAUUCGUGGACCGGUUUGUGGAAGCUCUUUUUUUCUACGGUGCAUUUUUUGACUCGUUGGAGGAUUGCAUGAAGGACGAUGAACGAAGCAGGACAGCUACAGAAUCAGAAUACUUGAACCAAGGGAUUAGGACCAUUUUGGCAAAUGAGGGUGAGGAAAGGACCAUCAGACACGUAAAAAUAGACGUAUGGAGGGUGUUUUUCACGCGACAUGGGAUGGAGGAAGUGGAGCUGAGCAUGUCAUCGUUGUAUCAGGCAAACCUGGUGCAAAAGAAUUUUUCUUGUGGGAGUUCUUGCACAUUGGAAAUGAACAACAAUUGUCUACCAUUGGAUGGAAAGGAACCCCUCUCAAUUCAGUUUCUGCUUGGAAAUUCUCUUGACAUGUAA